Messenger RNA from Trametes versicolor FP-101664 SS1, 426 nucleotides. RefSeq lists its product as uncharacterized. The transcript is spliced from 3 exons. Bases 1 to 426 code for a protein of 141 amino acids. The record is from RefSeq and is a predicted model, not a curated record. NCBI's taxonomy places the organism in Eukaryota, Fungi, Basidiomycota, Agaricomycetes, Polyporales, Polyporaceae.
AUGAAGUUCUCCACCAUCUUCUUCGUCGCCGCCGCUGCCGUCUCCUCCGUUUACGCCGCCCCGUCCGCCAUUAAGGCGCGCGACGUCAACCCCGCACUUGUGCCCGACUUCGGCGUUGUCGCCGGAACCGGCGCGGACGGCACUGGUAACUGCCGUGGUGUCAACGGCGUCCUCAUCCCUUGCGCCUGCCCGCCACCGCGCGACCAGUUCAUCGCUAGCCUUAACGCGAACGUGAACGCGGGCCACAUGAUCAACAACCCGCCGAUCGCCGCGCCGUUCCCGACAGGCAACUCGAAGCCCGAGCAGCAGGCGCGCAUCGCGACGCUGCUCAGCACGCUCCAGAACCUCCACGGCCCCGGCCAGGGCUGCCCCGCGGUGUCGACCGUGUACGGUCAGAUGCAGCAGCAGAUCAACGCGCUCCCGUGA